Molecule: messenger RNA, 2855 nt
Organism: Archocentrus centrarchus (flier cichlid)
Lineage: Eukaryota; Metazoa; Chordata; Actinopteri; Cichliformes; Cichlidae
Gene: svopa
Product: SV2 related protein a
Exons: 16
Coding region: 166-1812 (548 amino acids)
Biological process (GO): transmembrane transport
Cellular component (GO): membrane
Molecular function (GO): transmembrane transporter activity
Source: RefSeq, a predicted model, not a curated record
CUGCCUCUCCGAGAGUCUCGAGCUGUGACUCGCGCAGGGCGGCCUCUCAUUGGCUGUCGGCGGGCACCCGGAGCAGGUCGCUCUCCUCGGUGCUGAAAUCGCAGCUCGUCGUGACCAUGUAAACGGCGAUGAGGCUAAACGGACCAUCGGCCAACGAACACCAAAAUGGACGAUGAUCUGUUCCAGCUGAGACAGCUGCCUGUUGUUCGCUUCCGUCGCACAGGUGAGAGCACACGCUCUGAGGAAGAUAUUGAGAGCAGAGAGCAGGAUGCCAGAAUUGCAGAGCAGACUGAUCAGGAGGCUGUGGCGCUUGCCGAGGGGGCUCCAGUACCUCGAGAAUUUGCCAAUCCGACUGACGACACAUUCAUGGUGGAAGAUGCUGUGGAAGCCAUAGGCUUUGGGACAUUUCAGUGGAAACUCUCCAUCCUUACUGGCCUCUCCUGGAUGGCUGAUGCUAUGGAGAUGAUGAUCCUCAGCAUUUUAGCUCCACAGCUCCACUGUGAAUGGCGACUGCCCAGCCUAGAAGUGGCACUGCUUACAUCGGCAGUGUUCAUUGGGAUGAUGAUCAGCUCUUCUCUUUGGGGAAACAUAUCUGACAAAUACGGCAGAAAGACAGGUCUGAAGUUGAGCGUGCUGUGGACGAUGUUCUAUGGCCUGAUGAGUGCUUUUGCACCUAUUUAUGGGUGGAUUCUUGUCCUCCGUGCACUGGUGGGCUUCGGCAUUGGAGGAGCACCACAGUCGGUAACGCUGUAUGCUGAAUUUCUGCCUAUGAAGUCCAGAGCUACAUGCAUAUUGCUUAUUGAGAUAUUUUGGGCACUGGGCACUGUGUUUGAGGUCCUUUUAGCAAUCCUGGUGAUGCCCACUCUGGGCUGGCGCUGGCUGCUUGGACUUUCUACCAUUCCUCUCUUCAUCUUUGCCAUCCUGUGUUUUUGGCUGCCAGAGAGUGCCCGAUACGAUGUGUUGACCGGGAAUCAGGAAAAGGCUCUGAACACGCUGAAGCGCAUUGCCACUGAGAACGGAGCACCCAUGCCACUGGGAAAACUAAUUGCUGCCAGACAGGAAGAUCGUGGGAAGAUUCAAGACUUAUUUUCAUCUCACUUCCGCUGGACCACAGUUCUGCUGUGGUUUAUUUGGUUUGCAAAUGCGUUCUCUUACUACGGGCUGGUGCUGCUCACCACAGAGCUGUUUCAGGAGGGAGGCGCAUGUGGAAUGUCCAAAGGUAACAAGGAGGAGGUCCAAUGCAGCUUAGAGUGUAAAUACCUGAAUUCUGAUGACUAUAAAGACCUGUUGUGGACUACAUUAUCUGAAUUCCCAGGACUGCUGGUGACACUGUGGGCUAUCGAUCGACUGGGAAGAAGGAAGACCAUGGCACUGUGUUUCCUCGUCUUCUCUCUGUGUAUCAUUCCACUCUAUGGCUGUGUUGGGAGAGCCUCUAUGACGGUGUUGAUAUUCAUUGCCAGAGCAUUUAUUGCAGGAGGGUUUCAGGCAGCCUAUGUGUACACCCCAGAGGUAUAUCCAACAGCGACCAGGGCUUUAGGACUGGGAACAAGCAGUGGAAUGGCCAGGGUUGGUGCCCUAAUCACACCAUUUGUUGCCCAGGUGAUGCUGGAGUCCUCGGUGUACCUGGCUCUUUCGGUGUACUGCUGCUGCUGUCUCUUCGCUGCCGUCGCCUCCUGUGCAUUGCCAAUCGAGACGACAGGCCGCAGCCUGCAGGAGUCCAGCCACCGUGAGUGGGGACAGGAGAUGAUGGGUCGGGCCUCCUCCCACAGCUCUGGAGGAAUCCCUCACUCCAGCUCCGGCUCACAGGGUUGAGGACACGUCAGCUGGAGCACAGCUGAGAGGAGACCGCAGUGAAGAAGCGAAGCAAGGAGAGGCAAGAAAGCAAAACCAGCUCUCUAUGUUCAUCUCUGCCCCCUUCUAUGAUUCUUCAGUUUAGUCACCACAGUGGCGGACAGCCAGGCAGCACAGUAGUUACAUGUACAUGUCACUGCACUUAUAGUCUUUAAACACCAUUGCUGUCAAAGGUUUGCCACUGUUUAACUGCACACAGGGUAAUCAGAAAGACCAAAUGACCUACAUGAGUGCAAGAGCAAAUGAGGGAAACUCGUGAAGAAGAGAGAAUUCUAAUACUUCAACCAAAGUAUUUUAAUCCUGCUUUUCUAAUGCAAGAAAAGCAAAAGGGAGUACGUGGGGUCUAAACAACUAUGUUCUUUUAAAAAGCCUUAAAACUACCUAUUUAGCUUGUGGUUGAGAGACCUACUCUUAAACCUAUGAGAAAGCUGCUUCUGCUAACAUAGUGGGCAUAAAUACAUAUGUAAGAAACAGCAUUAUCCUGUGCACACAAAUUGCCUGCUGAAAUACACUAAUCACACUUUUUUUUUUUAAAGGGAAAUUCCACACAAUCAAAACACCAACAGCACCUGAAUGAAUAGGGUUUAUUUAAAUUAAAAAUUUCAGCUGUGAGGGUGAAAGGAAGUCACUAAGUUUCAUACACAGAGCAUCCUUUUCAAAUCCUGUGUUAUAUGUGUUGCUCUUGUAUCAGUAUUAUUUCACUUUUAAACAUGGAGGACAUUCAUUUCCUGCUAACGACCCAAGGAAGAUGCAUGUAAUGAUGAAAAAUACCACCUCAUCUCUUGAUUAUUGUGAGGGCAGAUUAUUUAUACCAAGCUAAAGGAUCUGUUGAAGCCUUCAUCAGAACAUAUUAACAUCAGUAAAAUAAAAACAUUUCAUAUUUACUGCACAAAUGGACUCCACGUAUCCUGUAUUCAUGUUAACAUUAAAGUAUUUGAUCAUUUAAAUCUGAGCAUUUUCUCAAUACCCAAAAGCUGACGGAGCCUAGUUAGUAAGUUUUACAU